AUUCAACAAAGUGUCGCGAAAUAAAGUGAAACUUUCCGUGAUCUCGACGACAUUUUCACGCAAUUAAAUCCUUAGAAAAAUCUUUGCAACCACAGAAAAACUUGCAAAAAUGCACUAACGUACUCGUAAAAGCCCGAAAUUAUCAGUUUAUCGGCUUAAAAGACUUUGAAGUGAGAAAAAAGUAAAAAUUGCGCAAGAAAAUAUUAAAAAACUCGUACUUGACGAAUUGUAUGAGGUUGUCUUUGUAGGGGAUUUCUUUGUGUUUCGCAUCUCUACGACGACCGCGACGACGACGACGACUACCGAUGAUUGUAACACAACAACAACAAAACAUUUGAAAUUGAGAUAAUUUCUACCUAAUAAUGACUUGUUUUCGGCCGUUUUACUGAUUACUAAUCUCGUGAAAGAAGCACAAGAAGAAAGGAAAAAAAAUUCGCACAAAAUUAAGUGCGAGUGUGUGAGAAGAAAAAAAAGUGCAGAAAAACUGUUAUUUACAAAUUUUUUGAGAAAUCUAUUGUUUUGCCACAGACAAAUGAACUGAACCAGGAAAAGUUUUUUUUAUUAUUAUUUUAAUUAACAUUUUCCAUACCAACGAGCCUAUAUACUCUCUCGCACACACAUUCACAUUGUUGUUGUUGUUUUUUUGUGCAUUUACGCAGCAAAUCACUUAAAUAGCGUCUAAUGUAUUGGUCUGUCUCGUGUCUGCUGCUACAACUUUAAUAAGCCAUAUAAAAUAAAUACAUGAAAAAAUAAACAGUGCAACGUUCGUGUAUGACGACUCGCAGCUGGUAAAUACAGUUCCUGCGUAAUUUAAUUAAUAAUUGUCGUGUAUGUGUUCGCGAGGAACACUAAAGUGAUCAGAAAUCUUCAUUACAUGUGAGAACUCGGUUUGUUACGUGUUUGCUAAAAAAAAUCAGAACCGAACAAGCCUUCUUCUUAUCUCUGUACUUCUACGCCUGCUUCGUCUUUUUUGCGGCAAUAUAAUGGGAAAUUGUCUGAAAUCCACGUCUGAAGAUGAUAACAUAUCCUUUCUUAGAGAAAAUAUCGAAACCACUCCGAGGGAGUCUAUCGAUCAAAAUGUCAUGCAACCGACUUACACAUCACAAUCCACGCAACAAACCAGCUUACAGCACGCCAGCGAGGAGGAACAAAUUAAGAUAGCGAAGAGGAUAGGACUGAUACAGCACUUGCCCACAUCUCUCUUCGAUGGCAGCAAAAAGAAUCGCGAGUGCAUCAUUUGCUUUGUAGAAUUUGAAAUUGGUGAUAAUGUUAGAUAUUUACCGUGUAUGCAUUUCUUUCAUCAACAUUGUAUAGACGAUUGGCUCAUGCGAAGUCUUACGUGCCCCGAAUGCCUAGAACCUGUGGACUCAGCGUUGCUAACCAGUUACGAAAAUUCCUAAACUAUUGGAAAUCCCCGCAAAAAACAGGUUAAAAACUAUUUUUUUUUGCCUAUUCUAAAAUUUACUUUCAUGGAAUGAAGAAAAAAUGUAUCAUAGACAUUGAACUAAAAAUUAAUGUUAAAAAAAAAUAACUUUAUACAGAAAAAAAAAUAAAUAUUAAAAAAAAUUAAUAUAAAAAUUAUGUAUGACCGAUUUUUACAUAAAAUAAUUUUUUUAAGACAAAAAAUGCGAGAAUAGAAUUACACAAAGAAUAGUCAUUGAUUUGAAUUUCAUUUUAAGUUUAAAAUGUAAAAAAAAAACUUUUGGUUUAAGGAUUAAAUUUCUUUUCUUAUACUUGAUUUAAAAAUAAAUAAUUAUCGUGACACGCCGCGUGUUUGAUGAGUCACAGUCACAUGAUUUAUUUAAAAUUUACUACACUCUAAAUAGGUGAAUACCACUAAAUACGAUUAUAAUCACGAGAAAUAUUUCAAACAUGAUGAAUAAUAAUAAACAUAAAAAAUUAGUGUCUUUCAACUCUUUUGGAUUAAAUAACAACAAAAAAUAGGGAAAAACGUGCAGAAAAAAUUAUUCAUGAAUAAAAAUAAAAUAACAAAAAUGUAGGUGGAUACAAUGCAAUAAUACAAUAUCAAGAGUCAUUCAAUCAGUCACUAAAUAAUUAUUUUAGAUAGCAAACUAAAUAAAAUAAUAAUAAAUUAAGCGUACAUUUAAAGUUAUUAUUAUUAUCAUAUUCGUACAUACAUCAUAAAUAGCUUUACAGAAAAAAAAUAAAUAAAAAAUAACAGCUAACGGAGAAUAAUUUUCUCGUCAUUCCA
Messenger RNA from Culicoides brevitarsis, 2212 nucleotides. It is a transcript of the gene Rnf11, whose product is annotated as RING finger protein 11. Gene Ontology annotation, molecular function: ubiquitin protein ligase activity. Lineage: Eukaryota; Metazoa; Arthropoda; Insecta; Diptera; Ceratopogonidae. The coding region runs from base 984 to 1400 and encodes 138 amino acids. Gene Ontology annotation, biological process: ubiquitin-dependent protein catabolic process. Gene Ontology annotation, cellular component: ubiquitin ligase complex. The transcript has 3 exons. The record is from RefSeq and is a predicted model, not a curated record.